Cetraspora pellucida is the source of this 264-nucleotide messenger RNA. The record is from the annotation of a GenBank genome assembly. NCBI's taxonomy places the organism in Eukaryota, Fungi, Glomeromycota, Glomeromycetes, Diversisporales, Gigasporaceae.
AUGUCUUUCUUCAAGAAACUCAAAUCUCAAUAUGAGAUCUGGAAAAUUAACAAAUAUACCCGUCGUCGGAAUGCCAUGACACCAGAUUUUGAACAAAGGGACCCGGAUUUUUAUAAGCAAAACUACGUAAAUGGGGUAUAUUUAAACACAACCAAUAACGAGUCAUUUCACCGAAAAAGCGGAAGUAUUUCAAAACGACAUAGCAAACCACAAAAGAUUGAAACUUUAUCAAUUGUAAUAUGUAGAAAACGCAUAUGGAAAUAG